AUGGCUUCCUCCUCCUCCUCCUCUGUUGCACUAUCCAAUGAUUAUGAUACCAAUAACCAGGAAGCGGUUGUAGGCGUUGACGGCGGAGACCUGAGCCCUCUACAGAAACAUGCGGCUUUCUUUGACAGGAACAAAGAUGGGCUUAUCUACCCUUGGGAAACAUUCCAAGGGUUCCGUGCGAUCGGCGCUGGGAUUCCUUUGUCCUCCAUUGCCUCUAUCUUCAUUAAUGUCGCCCUCAGUCCUAAAACUCGUCCGGGAAAAUUUUCUCUUCUGUUCCCAAUUGAGGUAAAGAACAUACAUAAAGGCAAACAUGGGAGUGACACUGGUGUCUAUGAUGCAGAAGGAAGGUUCGUACCAGCGAAGUUUGAGGAGAUCUUUCAUAAGCAUGCCCUUACUAAUCCAAAUGCUUUAACAUCAAAAGAAUUGUCAGAACUGCUCAAGGACAAAAGGAUUCCUAAAGACUACAAAGGAUGGAUUGGGGCCUGGACAGAAUGGAAGGCAUUAUAUAUCCUUUGCAGUGACAAAGAUGGCUUUCUACACAAAGACAUCAUUAGAGGUGUUUAUGAUGGAAGCCUCUUUGAAAAGUUGGAGAAAGAGAGAGCAUCAGCUCACAAGAAAGCAUAGUUAAACUUAAAUAAUGAGAAAUACUUCAAGUAUUCAUUUAUGUUUAUUGUUCCAUCUCAAUUUAUACAUGUAGAUCAGUUGUGUGAAAUGAAAGGAAAAAGCAGAAAUAGGAAACAUUCUUAUAUUGGAAUUAUUUUUACUUGAAUAGUUGGAAUGGAUAUGUGAAUUCGUUUACUGUAA
Messenger RNA from Telopea speciosissima, 804 nucleotides. RefSeq names its product probable peroxygenase 4. Lineage: Eukaryota; Viridiplantae; Streptophyta; Magnoliopsida; Proteales; Proteaceae. Bases 1 to 624 code for a protein of 207 amino acids. Gene Ontology annotation, molecular function: calcium ion binding; monooxygenase activity. The record is from RefSeq and is a predicted model, not a curated record. The transcript is spliced from 6 exons.